This is a messenger RNA of Epinephelus fuscoguttatus (brown-marbled grouper), 14550 nucleotides long. RefSeq names its product peripheral-type benzodiazepine receptor-associated protein 1. Gene Ontology annotation, biological process: neuromuscular synaptic transmission. NCBI's taxonomy places the organism in Eukaryota, Metazoa, Chordata, Actinopteri, Perciformes, Serranidae. Bases 1196 to 8062 code for a protein of 2288 amino acids. The transcript is spliced from 31 exons. The record is from RefSeq and is a predicted model, not a curated record. Gene Ontology annotation, molecular function: protein binding.
AGCUUGACCGCAGUCUGGACACAGACUGUGAGUGACACUGGUGUCUCACAGAUAAACAAACCCCCUCUCGCAUGGCUCUGUGGACCUUUAACUACUAACGUGACCAGUCUCAGUGUUGUUAGACAGCUUAUUUUUAUGCCGACAAAAGCACCUUAGUUGGGCUCCAUUGAUGAAAAGUUGAAAAAUAAGAGUUAAAUCCGCUGAGAGGUGAGUUUGAUAUAAGUUGUGGCUAGAAAACUUAACGUUAAGCUAACACUUGCUAACAAGACGUAACUAGUAGCUAACGUUAGUACUUGUAACUUGUAACCUCUCCAAUAUACUACAGACUGUUAUCUACGUUAUUAAAUACCGUUACUUACAUUAGCAGCGCUUAUUUGACCAUGUAACAGCUAGCUAAAUGAAGCUAAUUAAUUAGCCAUUGACCGAAGUCCCCAUCCUCUGUAAUAUGAGACCCAAGUUAUGCUAAUUUAAGCUAGUGGUGGGUAUAAUUGGCCACCGUAACGAUAGCUAACGGUGCAUUGCUGUUGGAGCGUUUCUGUGGAAGUUGAGCACUUCACUUGUUGCAUCCUCAGCUGACUGUUAGCUCCUGGGCAUAAGCUCCAUUAAUCGCAUCUCGUGUUUUGUUUUUAUGCUGUCACCUGUUAAACGGUUGUUAGUUCUGCCAUCCAUCUGCAUGAUAUGGACAUUAUAUGCGAGGUUUAGACAGCACAAAAACAGGUACACAUAAUCAUAAUUUGCUCAGGGUUAAGGCAUCUGUAAUGAACUGUUUAGUAUCCAUAUAUAGACUAUCAAAGUAUGCAUUGAUUGGGCUUCACAUAGAUUAAGCAGCAGUUGCCACAGAUUUAUUUGCUCCUCAGUGCAUACAGAGGGCUUCCAGAGUCAAGUUAUCUCUCUACUCAUAACAAAAACAUCAAAACAUAUCAUUAUUCAUUGUGCAUGCUUUCCUGUUCAGAGUGCUGCUUUCUUUCUAACAUUGAAUAUAUCACCUGUGCUUUCAUGUUGUAUUUCUUGUUGCCACAUCCAUCUAAAACAUUUUAAAACACCUGACCAUCUCUUCAAUUUUUCUCACAUCCCCCACUGUCUCAUCCUCCCAGUGACCUGCUGUGAUAAUUGCAUGCUGCAUGUCUGAUAACCACCCACCACCCACCUGCACUUCCUCUCAGUUCUCAUGCAUGGCCCCCUUCGUUAGAAAUGAAUGCCUCUCACCGUUCCUUGCAUGUUAUGCUGUGAGCGUGGCAUCAUGAGGGAAGACAGUGAUAACCGUCUGGCGCUGUCAUCCAAGAAACCAUGCCAGGGCCAGACGGACUAUGGGCAAGAGCUGCAGAGGCUGCGGGCUGAUUGGGAAGCAGAGAAGAGGCAAACGCAGCGGGCCCGUGGCCACCUUUCUGUGGAGCUGAGGCACCUACGGGAAGAAGCGGAGAGGGAACAGCAGAGGGCUGUGAGGGAGCAGGCAGCCAGGCGAGAGUGCCAAAAGGACAGGCACUCUGACAGAUACCAGCGUCUGCUUGCUAAGGAGGUGAAAACUGAAGACAGUGGACGCAAAAGUGAGUCCAGAGAAAAAGAGACUUUUUGUUUGUGCAGUGGAGAAACGUAUACAAAGCUUGAGCAAUUGCUGCUGACGCUGUAUGAGAAGAUAGAUGGUGAACAGGCAGUCUAUAAAUUGCAUCACAGGCAGGAAUUAGACCUAGAAAAGGCUGUCUUCCUCUGCCACCUGCUAGAAGCCCAUGGAAGACUGUUGCGGGGGAAGCAGGGAGCAGGACAACCCAGCUACACUCUGAAAACCCUCUCAAGAAAGCCAGCUCAGGAAGACAGCAGUAACUCCUGUCAGACAAAGUCUUGCCAGACAUACUCCAGGGCCUUGCUACAGAGAUCCCAGAGUGCCUCCCACUCAUCUCAGAAGAAAACCAAACAAGAUCGGGGUAAGCAGCCUCUAAGGAAGGCCGUCAGUGCAGCUGACCCCUGCACCACGGCCACAGUCGUGGACACCUGUUUGAGCGGCUCUCUGAAAAUUUGUCACCCUCACAACACUCCCCAUGCAGGCUGGGGCAACCACCGCCCCUACUGCGCUGAGUCCUCUGGGUCAGACAAGUCAUCACCCUCCAAAUGCAUGGACAGAAACAUGGAGAAUGGCACUGACUAUGGGUUCCUGGUGCGUCAGAACUCUGAACUGUUGCGAGCCCUCGAUGAGCUGGAGAAGACUUGUACCACACUGAGGGAGGAGAAUGGCUUGCUGCGGAAGAGCAGCGCCCCAGAGACGGAGGAGAAGGUCAGGCGGCUGAGGAGAAAGAACACAGAGCUGGCUGUUCUCGCUAAAAGGCUGGAAGAGAGGGCUCGAAAACUGCAGGAGGCCAACCUCAGAGUGGUGAAUUCCCCGUCACUGAUGAGACCCGGGUCAGUGGAACAGUACAAGAGGGCAUUUGCCCGCCAGCGAGCUCGUGACCUCGCCCAGCACGCUGAUGCACUGCUCUCUAAGGACAAAGAGAUCGCUGCCUUACAGCAAGAAUGCAGAGAGCUGGAGGCACGGCUGGGCACCACUAAGGGCUCCCCUGUUCCAUCUGGCAGAGUGGAAUUUGAGAGGCUUCUCAGGGAGUCUCAGAGGGAGGUGCUGCGGCUCCAGAGACAGCUGUCGGUCACAUCAUCCAGACAGCAGCACGACCACAGUUCCAACCCCAUUGGCCUAGGGAAGUGUGGGGAAAUUCAAGAGGUGGAGGAGGAGGAAGAGGGGGAAGAGAAGGUUGUAGGAGAGACCCCGUGUGUGGUAUUAGAUGAAGCUCCAUCCAGGUGUGAGAAGACUCCCGGAGAGGAGGAGGAGUCGGGGCUGCGAGUAACGCCCCACCCGGGCCUUAGCCCGACCCCCUCCCAUCAGGAGGACCACACAGAGGAGCAGCACCUACAGUUUCUGGAAAGCGAGCUGAGCAAGAAGAGAAAAGAAUGUGAAAACCUUGAGCAUGAAGUAAAGAAGCGGCAGAAGAGAUGUCUGGAUUUGGAGAGCCAGCUUGAGGAUGAGCGAGGCAAAAAUGAGCAACUAAAGGAGGAGGCAGAUCUCCUCAGGAGGAAGGCACAGCUGCUCGACCAGACUCGGGCUGAGAAUGAGGAGCUGAGGGAAGAUCUCUCUGAAGUGACCGCUCAACACAAUUCAGUUCUCGAGGAGAACCAGAGACUCCGUGCCAAACUGGAGAACCUAGAGCAGGUCCUAAAGCAUAUGCGAGAGGUCGCCGAGCGAAGGCAGCAGCUGGAAUUGGAACAUGAGCAGGCACUGGCUAUCCUUAAGUUCAAACAGGAUGAAAUCAAACGGUUACAGCGGGCUCAGUUAUACGCCAAGAGGGAGCAUGAAGGAGUGGUUCAGAUGCUGGAGGAGUUGACUCAGCUUGUGUUGCGGAGGGAGCUGUCAAAAGUACGAGAGCUGGAGGACAAAUGUCGCAGCCAGAGCGAACAGUUUGGCCUGCUGUCCCAGGAGUUGGAGAAGUUUCGAUUGCAGGCCUCGAAGGUGGACGUGGCCGGCUCCAGCCUCCUCACCAACCCCGGCCUCUCAGUUCUGACCAAUGGGGUGGGCCUGACUACAGAGCGAGACUGCACUGGUGGCUCAUGGGAUAUGGUGUCCCUGGGUGAAAUAGCCUUCUGGAGUCUCGAGGGAGGUGACACUCUCUCCUGCCCUGAGGAUGUGGCUGCUGCACUGCGGCUCGGGGCCACCCCCCACGCUGCAGGGCUGUCCAGGGUGGAGCGCUCGCCCGUCACUAAGCAUCGAGAGCUGCCCACCAUCAGUGUCAGCAAGUCAGGCUCUUCCUCCAGCAAGUCAGAGACCACACACCUCACCCCCAAGUCUGACACCCACCUCAGUCCGCACAAGUCAAGUCCAACACACGAGGUGGACACUGCCAGUGAAGUGGAGGAGCUGGAUAUUGAUGUAGCCCCAGCUCCUUACACAGCCAGCAGAGGAGCAGCAAAGCUUCAGGUUUUCAUUGCAAGAUACAGCUAUAAUCCGUAUGAUGGCCCCAAUGACAACCCUGAAGUGGAGCUUCCACUCACUGCUGGAGAAUACAUCUACGUGUAUGGAGACAUGGAUGAUGAUGGCUUCUAUGAAGGUGAGCUGAUGGAUGGACGGAGAGGGCUGGUCCCCUCUAACUUUGUGGAACGUGUAUCGGAUGACGAUGUCAUGAGCACACACCAUCCAGAGACGGGGGACAUGUCCCAUAACUCCUUGCUAGACAGCAGCCUGCACAGUGCCAGCCACCAGCAUCACCUCCACGUGGGUGUCAGCGCCUCGGAAAGGACCGAGGUGUCUGCCGCCUCCGGCCCUGCCUCAGCCCCCUCAGAUUCAGCAUCGGCCUUGGCUGUCCCAGCCCCCCUCACCAACGGCCUGGACUUGGAUUUGGAGGAGGUGGGAGUGGACAUUGUGCCUUACCCACGUAAGCUCACCCUCAUCAAGCAGCUUGCCAAGAGCAUCAUCAUCGGCUGGGACCCUCCGUUGGUGCCGGCUGGGUGGGGCAAUGUGUGGAGUUAUAAUGUGUAUGUGGACCAGGAGCUGCGGCUCAAUGUGCCCUUCGGUGCCCAGACCAAAGCGGUGCUGGAGCGGCUGGACGUAAACCUCAAGGCCUACCGUGUGUCAGUGCAAAGCCUGACAGAAAAGGGCCCCUCAGACCAGCUGCGUUGCAGCAUGCUGGUCGGUCGGGACGUUUGUGUGGCGCCCACGCAACUGCGUGUGGAGAGGAUCACCGCCACCUCUGCCAACCUGACCUGGCUGCCCAGCAACAGUAACUAUGUGCACAUUGUGUCCUUGAAUGAGGAGGAGUGUGAGCUGGUGAAGGCUGGCUGCUGCUCGCUGUGCCUCAAUAACCUCCUGCCCAGCCUGCAGUACACGGUCAAAGUGGAGGCACGGCCACACCGCACGCCAUGGGAGUUACCUGUGGAGCGGCGUGAACACAGAAGCGCUACCAUCACCUUCACCACACUGAUGGCAGGUCCCCCUGAUGCUCCUCUGGAUGUCCAGCUGGAGCAUGGCCCCUCCCCGGGCAUUGCCCUCAUCAGCUGGCUGCCAGUCACUAUAGAUGCUGCCGGGACCUCCAAUGGAGUCCGUGUCACUGGAUACACUAUUUAUGCUGACAAGAAAAAGGUGCUGGAGGUGUCUUCCCCAACAGCCGGCAGUGCCCUGCUGGGCCCCUCUCAGAUGCAGUCCUUGCUGGCAGCUCAGGAGCUCACUGUCCGCACCAUGUCCGCCCAUGGGGAGUCCUGUGAUUCUUUACCAGUCAAUGUGCCCUCAAAGCUGGCUGCCAUCAUGGCAGGUCCAGCUGUCGCCGCCCCAGUUGUGCCACCCCUACCCUGCAACCCUACGGGUUCCAUUAACCUGCCCUCUCCCCAGUCCUACGGGAACUCUGCUGCCAAAGUCUCCAUGCUGCCCAGCCCUUUGCCACCAGACACAAACAUCACUGGCCUCACAGUGGAGGCUGCUGCCAACUCCCCUCACGCUCUCCACCCAGAAGGUCUUCUCUUAACUACUUCAUAUGUGAACGCUUGGGCCAACCCCUGUUCUGCUGCUGCCUUGGCUGUAUGUGAGGCCACAUUACCAGUUGCCUCCACCAUUACUCCAGUGGUUAAUGUGACCUCCCCCCCGACCGCAUCACCUCAACCAUUGCCUGUAGCAGCACCAGCACCAGCACAGUCACCAGUAACAGCAGCAGCAGCAGCAGUGUUGGAGCAGCACAGAGACACCGACAGCCCUGGAACGAUACGUCCUUUCCCAUCUCUCACAGAGUUCAUCGAGGACUCCAGUGCCAAGCUCGGGACCCCUGAGCGCAUCCCUACCCCACCCAAAGCCCCGAUCGCAGACUUCCUUAACCCUCAGGACAUUAACCUCCACCGACCCCCCAGCACCUCACCGCUGGAGUCAGAGGCAGAGGAGGAGCUGGAGAAUACCCGCUUGGUGUCCAUCGAAGAGUUCUUGAGACAGGACCAAGAGCCAGCGUACUGCAUGAAGCAGCAGAGUCACAGCAGAGGGCUUGUGGAGCCUCCCAGUGAUUACCACGCAGACAACAGCCGUUCAGAUCUGUCUGACAUCCUGGAGGAGGAGGAGGAGGACCUUUAUUCAGACCACCUGGGAGAAGCACAGGCCAGGGGCUACACAGUCGCACCUAACAGGUCACGCAAGUUGGAGACUCCAGACAGUGAUGAGGAGGUUCUUGAGAGGAUCCUCAAGUUGCCUGCUCAGGUCCAACACAACACGCAGCUGUUCAGCAUCCCCGAGGUGACAGAAGAGGAAGAUAGCAGUCAAGAAGAGCUUUUAACCCACCGCAGUCACCCUCGGCCCAGGCCCAGCCACCUUCGCCACAGAGACUCAGAACGCCUCCACCAUGCCCCCCAGCAUCACCCCAACCCACAUCCACACCCAAACGUUCCCCCACACCAUCACCACUUCAACAGGGAUCCUAGAUCACUAACCAAAGAGCCUUUACUCAGGCACGGAUCCUCGCAGGUCAAACCUAAGACGCAGCACAGGGUGCACUACGCAGACACGGUGGACACCAUCAGUUAUCCUGAAGAAGAGGACCUGUGUUUAUAUCCGGGUCCCACCAGCAAGCGAGUCUCAGCCCGCUGUCCUUCCCAGCUGACCCCCACCAGCAAAGCACUGCUCAGAGGGCUAGGGGACCGCCUUAGGAGGGAGGCCAUGCUCAGGAGUCAGAUGGCUGUCGCCGCAGCAGCCAACCCCGGCUAUGGUCUUACCCCGCCAAGACCCUACCCAGCCAGCAAAACAGUACACACUGUGAGGUCACAGAUUGGUCGCGGGGUGGAGAUUGACGUGGAGUACGGCACGGAUGACAACGAGGAGCCUGUGGAAUACAGUCCGGGGGAGGUGGUGCUGGAGCAGAUGAGCUCUGAGUGGUGGGUGGAGGGGGCUCAGAUGGAGCACAGCAGACCUCAUCACCGCCGAGGGCUGAAGGCCGAUCCGCUGGAGCCCGGCCAAAUCCCUCCAGCCGAGGCCGGCCCAUCAUGGGGAGCGCAGGCUGAGCUCUCUUCUAAACCAGCGUGCUCACAGGCCAGGCAACUCAAAGGUGUUGAUUCACCAAAGAUGAAAGGAGAGAGUGACAUACGGAUCUUUGUGGCCCUCUUCCCUUAUGAUCCCGCCACUAUGUCGCCUAAUCCUGAUGCUGCUGAGGAGGAGCUGCCCUUCACUGAAGGACAGAUCAUCAAAGUUUACGGAGAUAAGGACGCAGACGGGUUCUACCGAGGAGAGUGUGGUGGUCAUCUGGGCUACGUGCCGUGCAACAUGGUGUCUGAGAUCCAGGUGGAGGAUGAGGAGACCCGGCAGCAGCUCCUGCAGCAGGGCUUCUUGUCCACAGCGGCCUCCAUGGAGAAGAUAGUGGAGUCUGCGGCACUCUGGGAGGAGAGCGUAGACUCCUCCAGCCAAGAUCCCAGCCAGACUGCCCCCGCUGCUGCAGCCGUGGGGAACCCGGCCCCAGGAGCUCGCAGGAUGGUCGCCAUCUUUGAUUAUGAUCCACGAGAGAGCUCCCCCAACACUGACAUAGAGGCUGAGCUGACCUUCAGCGCAGGAGACAUCAUACAUGUGUUUGGUGACAUGGACGAAGACGGCUUCUUCUACGGAGAUUUGAACGGACACACCGGCUUAGUGCCCUCCAACUUCCUGCAGGCCGUACCAGAGGACGCUCCAGCCCAGCACCACGCUGCUCAGUCUGCACCAGAGCCCAAGAAGGAAUCACAGGGUACCUGGACGUCUUCUACAGAGACACAAGAUCCCUCCACCCUAGAAGAGGCUUUGCACCCUCAAACAGAACCUCCCGUCCCCGACCCAACAGAGCACACAGAGCUGCGACCCAAACUGGAAACCACUGCAGGCCUCACAUCAGACCUGGACCUAGCUCCAGCUCCAGCUCCAGCUUUGGGUCCAGCUCCAGCUCCAGCAGCAGCGGAGGCCUGCUGCUCCCGUCCAGCCCCUCUUGCAGCCGACCCUCCGACACCAACAGACUGCUCUGCACAAGGCAAGAAGAAGAAAGGCUUUUUCUCCAAAGGCAAGAAGCUGUUCAAAAAGCUGGGAUCCAGCAAAAAAGAAUGAGAGUCGGGACGACUGACUCAGAAUACUUGCAUCACAUUGAAAGCACUUUUUCUAACUCCACUGUUAGUCUCAGUUGGUUAGCGGCCAUCAGAUCUAAUAACAGUAAUUAUACAUUUGCCUUAGAGCACUGCUAGCAGCUGUUAAAUUUAGAGCACAUCAACACACCGCUUACAGCAUCACACCGGCAUGUAGAAGCGCAUGUCGAAGUGUGCAAAUAUACUCUCUGAAUACUACCUAAUUAAUCUAAGCAUUUGCAAACUUUCAACUCAGUAGAAGCUUUAAUGCUCGAUGUUAAACAGUUAUCUCUCGAUGGAUCGGAUCUAUCUGAACAGCAGACGAGACUUUAGCCCAGUUCAGACACAGCUAAUGAAUUAUUAGCUUUAAUGUUCAUAUUCUGGUGCCACUUUAUUUAUUUGAAGCAAGCAAACAGAAGCAGCGGUCUUUUUCUUCCUCUGUGUGACUGUAAAGAAUGCACUAUUUUAAGUAUUUGUCUGCUUGUCCCUCACGUGUCUCUUGUCUCUAAGAGUAUUUAUACUUUGUACAGAAUAUGUUAUUUAUUUGCAUCAGACUCCUGCCCUCACCAUCACCACAUUGCAUGACGUGACAUCAGGGCAGGAGGUUAGUCAUAUGAUAGGUGUAGUUUAGAUUUAAAUAGUUUUGGGGAUUUGACGUUGAACAGCUGAGACUGUUAAAUGAAGCUGAACAUACUGUAAAGAAUGUGAAGAGAGGUGUGUGUGUGUGUGUGUGUGUGUGUGUGUGUGUGUGUGUGUGUGUGUGUGUGUAGACGAAGCAGUCCAGUCCACUGGUGAGACUGGGAACAGAUGCCUUUCUCAGACAUUAACACAGGAACUCUUGAUGUUUGUGACAACAGUCACAACUGGCCUAAAUGUUGCAUACUACAUAUUUUGUGUGUGUGUGUGUGUGUGUGUGUGUGUGUGUGUGUGUGUGUGUGUUUGUGAGAGAGAGAGACCUGCAGUGUGUGCAAAAAUGUGGUAGUAUCUGGGGAUCAGCAGGCUGCUCUGUUAGCUGAUAGGGCUGCAACUAGUGAUUAUUAUUUAAUCACUGUUGAUUAAUCUUUUGAUCAUUUUUUCGAUUAAUCAAUGAAUCAUCUGGUCUAUAAAACAUCCAGAAAAGGUUAAAAAAGCCGGUCACAGUUUCCUACAGUCCAACGUGAUGUCAUGAAAUGUCUUGAUUUAUCCAACCAACUGUUCAAAACCCAAAUAUAUUUAAUUUACUACCAUGUAAGACAAAGAAAAAGUGAUUUUGUUUUUUCAAAGAAUUUAUGAUUAUGUUCAUUUCUCAAGAUAAAAAGUUAAUUUUUCCAGAAUCUUGAGAAAAUGAUAUAUAUUUUUUUCUUCAUGAGAACCAGCUAUCAUGAGAAAAUAAAAGGUAGUUUCUUCUUAUGACUUGAAAUGUUUAUCAGGGAUGAGUAGCGCCAUGGCAGCAUGCACAGAUGGCAUCUUGACGACCGUAGCAGCUGAUUUAAGGUGUAACUGUCACAUCAAGAGAACCCGUUAUUGAUCACAUUCAUGCCUCGCCUUGACAGUCAUGACAGUGAUCUUGAAGACGGUGUCAUCAAAUGAAUCGGACGCUCAUUUUAGAGUUCUCCAUAAUUAAAAUCUCCAUAAUUAUUAUCUCAAGAAAUUUGUUUUGAAGUUUUGUUUUCUUCAAAAUCAACAUAAAUGUAAUUGUUAUCUUGAGAUAUAAUUUGGAAAAAUUAACUUGUGAUUUUGAGAACACGUCCCUUCUCAGCUUCCAUAGCUGUUCACAUGGUUGCUGAUCGAUUUUCUCUCUAUGAUUUCCAGUGGUUUUAACAGUCUGUAAGUGUGAGCAGUAAGAGUCACGUUGAUGGGAAAUACGGAAGGAAAUCUAUGGAGCAACAUAAAAAUGGUUUAUAUUAACAGAUUUUGUCACUCCCUAUAAGAGUGGGGCGUGACUACAGUUCCCAUGAUUUUAGGGACUUUAGGAGAUGUAAGCAUGAAGUACAGUGUUGUCAUGUGAGUGAGUUAGCAACAACUUCAGCCCCAUUUCUUCUUCCUAUAUUUGUGUGGCACCGUACAAAGUAGGGCUAUAUUGGCAAGAAUCUGGCUAUAUGAAACGUUUCAAGAAACAGGGGUUACAAUUAAAUAUAUUGCAGGGGUUUUCUUUUUGAUUUAAUUUCAGGAAAACUGACAUAGUAUAAAGAACACACCAGUAUGUGCAUAAAAAGGUUUGCUUAUUUUAUGAAAUCAGAACAGAGGGAUCUGUAUUUGUAUUCAUUGCGGUCCCUGUAAUAUUUAACAUUAUGGCACCACGUUUUGUUCAGCCUGAGCAAACAUUUAACAUUAGUCCACAUCGGUAAAAAAAUAAAUCAAAGUGCUUGCAGGAUUCUUUAGGUAAACAGAUUAAGAAAAUAAAGAAAUGUAAAAAAUUAAAAAUCUAUGACAGUGUUUUUGAGAAUCGAUACAGUAGCACUAAAUGUAAUAUUGUGAUGCUGCAGAAUGUUCUAUUGGCACUUCCUGUUUGCAGUGUUGCCACGGAUGUACAGAUGUUUACCACUGAAUUAGUUUGAUACUGAGAAAACUUAAAGACGUGAUGAUUCUGAGGCAAGUUUGAAGUUCAUUUUUCUGUCAUGUCCAAGGGACAGUUUGAAAACCUCUCGACUAACUGAUUAAUCGACCAGCUGUUGCAGCUCUAUUCAAUUACCAGUCCGCAACACUUAAAAAUGUUCUCGUUUAACUUGAUGUCCAGAUCAGAGUGAAGCAGAGUCAGUCGUGCUGGUUACAUUAAUAACAUACAGUAUUUAAGCCGUUGGGAUUCAUUGUGGUUUGAAUGUAGCGUGUAGGAACACUAACUAGAGCUGCAUUUAAAGUUUCUGGCACUGGUGGUUUGUGGCGCUAAUGUACUGUUACAGACUGCAAUAAGAUGUUUGUGUAUCUUUUCUUUUGCCUCCAUGUUUGAGUGUAACGACGUUCAUCAUGUGGUGUGUGAAUAUUGGGUCAGACAGGCUAAAUAGUGUCUAUCGAUUAGUUUUUUGUGUCCACACAUUUGCAUCAUCGAAACGUAGACUGUUUAAAGCUGAAUAAUACAACUUUAGCAAUAUUGUGUACUGCAGUACUAGAAAAAAAACACAACCGCUCUGUCUCGUCUCAUGGUUUGUGGCGCUGCAUCAACAUGUAGUGUUCAGUUACGGUGUGAGUGUGUGGACCAGGCCUUAGGAUUGAGCUUGUUAGUCAGUAACAACACAUUCUGAUUGGAUCUGUUCUCUGUGCGACACGGGGCUGUUAGGUAAACUUCUCAGGUUUCUACUUGUAGUUUCUUGCCACCCGUUGACUCUGGCUGUCAAAAACUGCAGAAUAUGCCAAAAUCUUAGGUGCUUUGCCUGUAACCAUAGCGACGAGAGACCAAGCAUCCAGCAGCAGCAGCAGCAGCAGCGUGGGGACAUUCAGUGGGCUGGUGUGGGUUUGUUUUAAACAUCAGAGCUGACCUGAUGGAGUCACACCUGAUGACACAAGUCGGAGGCAAUUCUCUCUUUUUUUUACGUUAAAGGGAUUGUUUAGAUUUUUUUUAAAGUUGGGUUGUUUGAGGUAGUUAUCCAUCAUCAGUGUAUUUCCUACAGUAGAUGGCGGUCAGCGUGUCCUCACUUUGGAAAAGCAGGCAGGGGGAACCUCCUCGGACGCUCUGCAGUGUACUUCUGUGGACGAGAGCAGCAGCACCUAAAGACAUCAAUAUCAGUUUAGGUGGUGAAUGCUAAAUUUAGAAUAUUCGCUCCGCUUUACCUUUCUGUCAGACAGCCUUUUCUGACAGGGAGCUGAAGCUAUUAAGACACUCUCUUCAAAGCCACCAGACUCUUUUGACAGAAAUCAUAAUUUUACCUCACAGAACACUUUUAUAAUAUAACGAGCGAUAUAACGGCUUCAGGUCCCCCUGAAAGGGCUCCAUGACAUCAAGGUAAAGAGGUGAAAACACUGUAAAUAUAGCGCACACUUAAACAGAUAUAGAUAUUUUAAGGUGUCUAAAAUACAUUUUGCUGCUGCCCUCAUCCACAGCAGUACGCUGCUCAGCUUCUGUGUCAGUAUUCCUGUCUGCUUCUCCAAACUAGGGGCGUGCCAGCUGCCAUCUACCGUAGGUAAUACACUGACUAUGGAUCGGCACCUCAUACGACCCCACUUAUAAGAAUCCGAACUGUCCCCUCAAUGUCAUGAAUGUUUCUUCAGUGUUACAUAAAGGGAGCAUGAUGAUGCCAAGAAAAAAUAGACACUUUAGAUGUAAAAUAGCCGGGAUAGAGGCAAGACUGAGGCUGUACUGUAUGUUUUAUUUAUGGUUUUUUUUUGUUUUUUUUUUGUCUGUUUUUUUAAAAAGGGGGUUGGAUGCUCAAAAGUUGCCGAAAUGUACAGCGAAUAUUUGUACUGAUCUUGUUUUUGACGGCCUUUAAUGCACAAGUAUUCCUCGACCUGCUGUGUAGUGAGUAGGCGGCUCCGCUGUUGACUGAAUAGACCCAUGUAGGUAGUGUUUUAGCUCAGUUGAUCAUAUUUAGCCUUACAAGAAGACCUUGUUUAGUCUUAAUAUGUUGUUUACAGGAUGUUUAUCGACUGCAUGCAUACCAAUGUUAUACCCAUGUUCGGCCUUAUUUAUGUUACUGUCAUAUUUAUGUUUUUCUAGGCGGACUCGUCUACAAUAUUGUAGAUUGUCAAUGCAGUGGACAGGAAGCUGUAGGAGAGGUGUGUGUGUAUAUAAUGAACAGUGUUGUGGUAUAUUUUCAUACAGCGUGGGAUUUUUUUUUUUUUUUUUGUCUUUCCUGACCUGCAUUCAUUGUUUGAAAGUGGAAGAUUUACCUUUUUAUAUAUUAAUGUUUUUAUUACCCUUUUGGCAUCUGUAAAUAUUUUUGUUAAUAUUGUUUUUCAGAUUUUUUUUGCAUGCGCAGGCAUUGUGGAUGGAGGAACUGUAACUGAGGAUGUAGUACACAGAGGACUUGAAAUUGUGAUCUUUCAAUAUGGAUCUUUUUACAGGAAUAAAGUAUGUAUAUUUUCACAGAAAACACUGAGUCAAUAAUGUUUGUGGUGCCCCUUGAAAACAGACAUUAACACAAGGUAGGUUUGAUUUUAAUUUUUAUUGAAUCUCACACAGAUAAUACAUCAUAUAAACAUGAUUAUCUUUUUUUUAUUGCAGGACAGUUAAAGCAGAUGAGUUUCUAAAAUGGAGGAAAGAGUCGCAAGCUUUGCUCUGCGCCACACGCCACCCAUGUGAACUGACUGGGGCAACACUCUGGGUAAUGCGUGGCCUUGUGAGACAAAGCUGCUUCCUCUUUCUUCUGACUUCCUGCGCAGGCUGCGCGCGCCGUCGGCCUCCGUGCUCCCUGAAGCCAACAGUACACUCAUCCAUAAAGUAGGAAACACUACACUGUGGCGAGGAGUUUAGUAGUGCUUUCUACUUUAUGGAUGACUGCACUGUACAUCCUCUGCUCGUCUUCUCUCACUUCUCCGUUCUUCUGCACCUGCGCUCGCCUCUGCAGCUGCACACACCGACCAAACCCCGCCCAGUCACACACAUUCUUACACCAAACUGAAACCUCAGCUCAAACAGCCCUCGCUUUAAUGGCGAACCUGAAAAUGCACACUUCCUGAUUUGCCUUGAAACAUUUGCAUGCACAGUUUUACAGACAGUUUCUUCAAAUCUAUGUGAAGCCUGUUGGUAGCAUUUUUGUACAAGACAAAAAUCAACCAAAGGGCCCCACCCACGUGCCUCCAAACGCCCCUUGGUGCAGUGUUUGAGGCAAAAGUCAGAACUUGCCAAAAGGAAGCGCUAUCUUGAGGAAGCCAUUUUGGCAGGCAUGAGUAAGCUUUUCUGUCUGAGCAACAGAUCACAUUCAAAAAGUCUUGUAAAGUAAGUGUAGAAAUAAACUGAAAUAUAAACCAUCUGAUAGAUACACUUAAACAAAAUCAAUAAUAUUAUACUAAAAAAAAGUAAAAAGUUUUUUUAAUCCAAGCUCCAAAUGGACGUCUGAGUCGAGGUCAGUCGUGCCAGAAGUGAAAAGAAAAGUUAAUGAAGUAAAAGCUGAAACACUUUAAUUAUCCGACACAUUAAAAGCAUUUUAAAUCAAAUAAUUCUUGCCUUAAAUACACACCAUGUCGUCCAUCAAUACUUCACCUCAACCUGCAUUUCUUUUCUCUUCUUUCAAGCGGCAGUCGUCCGGCAGCCUCACAGGUGUCUUCUGUCUGUCCGAGUGCUGGAUGAAGAAGAAGAAGAAGAAGUUGUCUCCUUUUGAACCCUCCACAACCACGUGAUGUAACCACAGGAAGAGGUCUAACAGUCACAGCCGCUCUCUUCUUCUCUCCUCUUCCGUCUUGACUCUCUGCCUGCUGGAGGCGCUUUUUUAAAACGCUGAAGACACACGAUCACAGUGACACAAACUAAAACACUCAACAUUUGAGAGUCUUUAAAGUACUAACACUUUGAUAACAUUUUUUGAAAUAAUUUUAUUGUUUUGUCAACUUCAAAUAAAAUCAUUA